This is a messenger RNA of Salvia splendens (bonfire salvia), 3022 nucleotides long. Its product is annotated as putative late blight resistance protein homolog R1A-10. The transcript is spliced from 3 exons. Gene Ontology annotation, molecular function: ADP binding. Lineage: Eukaryota; Viridiplantae; Streptophyta; Magnoliopsida; Lamiales; Lamiaceae. Bases 131 to 2665 code for a protein of 844 amino acids. The record is from RefSeq and is a predicted model, not a curated record. Gene Ontology annotation, biological process: defense response to other organism.
CUCCUCUCUCUUCUUAUCAGAGGAGCUUAUCAUCGUCACGUGAUGCCCCAUCGCCUUCGCUAUCAUGACACCGAGGUGACCCACUCCGCCCAGCCCGAGGAUUCCUCCUCUCACAAUUCCACUACGGUUCAUGAACUGUUUCAAUGGACUGUAUGCUGUCACGCCGGCGCAUAGUAGUGGAGCAGCAUGCGCCGGUGAUAGCUUUUCAGUUGUUUCACUCUCACAGACCAUAGAUAUCUUCCUUGAUUAUCAUCAAAAUUCCAUUUCCCCUCAAUUGAAAGACGCAAUCACCUCCCUUCAUAAACACUCUGUUUUCCUGCAAUCGUUUUUCGAUGAAUUCCCACACAAAACCAACCCCUGGGAAGAAAUCAUCAACGAGGCGACAUACAUGGCAGAAAGGAUCAUCGAGCUUCAAUUAACUGAUUCAUUGCUCGAAUCGAGUGCUGGAUCGUCGAGAUCUAAGCUUGAACAGAUGAGACAUCAACACCCUUACGGUUUUAAUGAGCUGAAAAGAGCAACAGAGCAAAUCCAGUCGAUCGUUGACGAAUUAAAAGGCGAGAGACGCGUGGAUGGUCCCGACGACGAGCUAAUCGAAAUAAUUUCUCGACUCCGUGAAGGGUGGACGGAAACGAUCGCAAUUUACGGAGAGGAAGGCGUGGGGAAAACCACUCUUGCCAGAAGCGCUUACAAUGAUCCAUCAAUUGCUGAGCAUUUUGACGUCCGCGCUUGGGCCACAGUAUCCAGCGAAUACGAUCGGCCGCGAGUGAUUCGAGACCUUCUCCGAUCCAUGAAUGUCGAGAGUUCAUCUAAUGAUGAGGAUGAACUGACGCAAACUUUAUUGGAGAAUGUAAGGGGGAAGAGGUAUCUCAUUGUGCUUGAUGAUAUUAGGGAUUUCAGAGAUAGGGCAAAAUUAGGGAUUUUGCCCAAAGAAGGGAAUGGAAGUCGAAUAUUGUUAACCACGAGAUUGUUUAUAGGUUCUAAGUUUGUAGAUCUUUUUCACAAGAUGAGUUUUAUGGAUGAGGAUAAUGCUUGGAACCUGCUUGAAGAAAAGAUAUUCAAAGGGGAUCCUUGUCCUUCUCAAUUGGUGUCUGCCGGGAAGAUGAUUGCCAGAAGCUGCAGAUGGGUUCCAUGGCUUAUUGAGGUGGUUUGUGGAGUACUCGCUGCUGCUGACCCAACUGAAGCUGCGUGGGAAGAUAUUUCAGAAAACAUCAGGUUUGCUGCGUUUGACUAUGGUAACAGACAUUCUCGUAUACUAUCCCUAGGUUAUACAUACUUGCCUCAUCAUUUAAGGCCGUGUUUGUUAUACUUGGGAAUCUGUCGGAAGAUACAUGUUUCGAAACUUGUUAAAAUAUGGGCUGCUGAGGGUUUUCUGAAUGAAACUGAAUGUAAAAGUGUUGAAGAGACAGGGGAAGAGUAUGUGCAGGAUCUUGUUCGGAGAAAUCUUGUUUCGGUCUGCAGUAGAAAGUCUAAUGGCAGAAUCAAGAGUAUCGAAAUAGAAGAUUUUUUCAUGUUUGAUUUGUGCGUAAAGCAAGGCCGUGUAGAUAGUUUCAGUUUUCGUGUUGAUAGCGGAUUUCGCAGUAGUAACUGGCUUAAGGAACUGAAGUCAUGCUGCGGUCGUGUGAGUUGCCGUAUUGAUGAGUUCUAUAAAUGUCCUAAUUUCCUGAAAGGUGCGUAUGGCUCUACUAUCCGAACUUUGAUGUUAUACAUGUCGAAGAGUCAGCCAGGGUUUAGAUUGUCGAUGGGAAAUGUUAGACUGCUGAGAAUACUGGAUUUGUCAAAUGCUCGCCACUAUGAUUUGCCAAAGGGAGUAUUUGAGCUUUGUCAUCUCAGAUACCUAGCGUUUUAUUGUGGGUUCAGUAUUUCGAAAGCCAUUUCAAACCUUGUAAAUCUUCAAACCUUGAUCAUUUGUCCAAGGGAAAGUGACAGUAUCUUUGCCGAAUUUCCAGAUGGGAUUUGGAGAAUGCCACAAUUGAGGCAUCUCCUCGUAUCUUCUUUCAAGUUACCCACUCACAGCUACGUGACUUCUGCUCUGGUGAACCUGCAGACGCUUUCUAGAGUAGUAAAUUUCAUAUGCUCGAGAGAGAACCUCAAAAUGGUACCAAAUUUGAAAAAGCUGACUCUGUUCUAUAGCUGUAGAGACAUGGUGGAGGAUUAUGAGCUCCACAGUCUUAUAUAUCUGCAGAAUCUUGAAACUCUCAAGAUAGAGAUGGAUUGGUCUUUUCGAGAACAGCUGAAGAGCAUGAGGUGUGCUUUUCCUCCAACAUUGCACAAGUUGAGUUUGAGUAGUGUGAGACUUGGCUGGGAUGAUAUGAGAACUGUUGGCUUGUUGCCUAAUCUUCAAGUGCUUAAGCUAAGAAAGCACGCUUGCACUGGCGACACGUGGGAAACGAGUGAAGGAGGAUUCUCUCAGCUUACCUAUCUGCUGAUUGACGAAUCCAAUCUGGAGAAUUGGUUAACUCAAACCUCUCAUUUCCCAAAACUCAGGUCUUUGUUGUUGCGGUGUUGUUUGCGUUUGUUAGAGGUCCCAAACGAUAUUGGACAAGUUCCCUCACUCGAAUUGAUUGAAUUGGAUGGGCAGAACAACUCUCUAUUGCGCUCAGCCAAUAUGAUUCAAAAGGAUCGGCAUAGUUUGGGAGAUGAUCGCCUUCAAGUUCAUGUUGUUUGAAAGAUGGGAAAGAGCAAAGAUCAAAACAAGUUAUAGAAGUAAAUGAUGAGAAGAAACAAGUAAAAUUCAAAGUGAUUGAAGGAGAUGUUUUGAAGCUUUACAAAAACAUGGUGAUAAGCUAUGAUGUUGAGACCAAAGGAGGCAUAGAUUUCGCAACUCGGACUAUAGAGUAUGAGCUCCUCAAACCAGAUAAUCCACAUCCAGUGGGGCUCUUGAAUUUUGGACUUGAAUUAUCUAUUUAUGUAAAGUAAAAGUAACAUAUAGUAUAAAUUUGAUGAUGCUAUAUUGUAUGUGCAUGUGUAUGUUUGUAGUGAAUAAAGCAUCGGUGAAUGAAUUCAAAUGAGUGUUUUUGAGGUU